Molecule: messenger RNA, 2348 nt
Organism: Branchiostoma floridae (Florida lancelet)
Lineage: Eukaryota; Metazoa; Chordata; Leptocardii; Amphioxiformes; Branchiostomatidae
Product: pyridine nucleotide-disulfide oxidoreductase domain-containing protein 2-like
Exons: 16
Coding region: 87-1823 (578 amino acids)
Molecular function (GO): oxidoreductase activity
Source: RefSeq, a predicted model, not a curated record
AUGGCGCGCUAGUCAAACAACGUGGAACUCGCAAUCUGUGCAUUUGUGUGAAGUCGUAGCGCUAGUUUGAGGCCAACUUUUGUACCAUGUUGUCGGCAAGAACCCUCUGUAAGAGACUGGGGUACAGGUUAGCGAGGAGAAGUCUUUCUACAGCACAACCCGAGCUAAAAACGGAGUAUGACGCCAUAAUAGUCGGAGGAGGUCACAAUGGCCUUGUUGCGGCAGCAUACCUUCAGAAAGCUGGGAUAAACACCGUGGUUUUAGAGAGGAGACACGUGAUUGGUGGAGCUGCUGUCACAGAGGAGAUGGUGCCAGGUUACAAGUUCUCCCGAGCUUCCUAUGUUCUCAGUCUUCUGAGGCCAAAGAUCAUCAGUGAACUAGAACUCAAGAGACAUGGUCUGAAGGUAUACCUGAGGGACCCCAACUCCUUCACCCCCCUGUUGGAGCCAGAUGGUACGGGCCAGUUCCGGUCCCUACUCCUGGGUAAAGACCUGAAGGAGAACCAGAGACAGAUCGCACAAUUCUCACAGAGGGAUGCUGAGAUAUUCCCUGAGUAUGAGCACACUCUGGGUAGGAUAGGGGAGGCCAUUGAACCGCUCCUGGACAAUGCUCCCCUGGAUCUACAGAGACUCAGCCAUGGCACCAGACUGGAGAAAAUGAGGGCACUGAUGACUGCAAAACCUCUAGCAGAUGCAGGCAAGGCCCUGGGUAGUGACUUGAAUGCAUUUAUUGAGCUGCUGACUGCACCUGCCAAUAAGAUGUUGGAUAAGUGGUUUGAGUCGGAGCCCCUGAAGGCCACGUUAGCCACAGAUGCAGUUAUAGGAGCCAUGCUGACUCCUAACACUCCUGGCAGUGGGUAUGUACUCCUGCACCAUGUGAUGGGAGAGCUGGAGGGUGUGAAGGGGGCGUGGGGGUAUGUUGAGGGGGGCAUGGGAGCAGUGUCAGAGGCCAUCUCCAGGUCCGCACAGGAGCAGGGGGCAACCGUCCUGACAGAGAAGCCUGUUAGCUCCAUACAGGUGAACAGUUCAGGAGAGGCGUGUGGGGUAGUGUUGGAGGAUGGGACGGAGAUAAAGUCAACCAUGCAGAUGGUCAUGUCUAAUGCCACACCUAAGGUCACGUACCUGGACCUAAUCUCGAAGGAUCUUCUUCCAGAAGAGUUCUUGUCAGAGGUGUCUCAUGUGGACUACAAGUCUCCUGUCACUAAAAUUAAUGUUGCAGUCGACCAGCUGCCUAACUUCACGGCUGCCCCUAACACUGCAGACAACGCCCCCCUCCCCCACCAUAGAUGUACCAUACAUCUGAACUGUGAGGACUCUGCGCUUAUUGACGAGGCUUAUCACGACGCUGUGGCUCAUGGAGUACCCUCAAGGAAGCCAGUUAUAGAGAUGUGCAUUCCUUCUUCCCUGGACCCAACCAUUGCACCACCGGGCUGCCACGUGGUUACCCUGUUCACCCAGUACACACCGUACCAUAGGAAGGAUGGGAGGGAGUGGGACGAUGAGACCAGGAACGAGUAUGCUGACAGAGUUUUUGACAACAUUGAAGAGUAUGCCCCAGGGUUUAAGUCCAGUGUAGUAGGGAGGGACAUCCUGACUCCUCCAGACUUGGAGAAGACGUUUGGACUCACUGGUGGGAACAUCUUCCACGGUGCCAUGUCUCUGGACCAGCUAUACCAGUCUCGUCCCGUGCCCAGUUUUGGGAACCACAGAUGUCCAAUCAAGGGGCUGUACCUGUGUGGCAGUGGUGCACACCCUGGUGGAGGCGUGAUGGGAGCGGCGGGAAAGAACGCUGCAACCGUGGCUCUCGCAGAUCUCAGGAGAUGAAGUCAACUGUCGUUUCAUAGAUAACAAUGAUAACUAAUAUCAUAAUACAAUAUUCAUGCAAUCAUAUUUUACUAACAGUGGGAAAGAAAUUACCUUACGAAGGGCUAUCAUCCUAGUUAACUUGAUUGAAUUAUUUUAUGUUGAUUUAAACCUUCAAAUGUAUACUGAUAUUAAUAUUUCAAGCUAAUAGCAUGACUAGAUAUUUUAUCCAUUGUUUUAACAUAAUUAGAUAUGAAGGACAAUGUGGAAUGGACUAGUGCAAUUGUACUCGACACAAGUUCAGACUUUGGAGGAAAAUUUUAAUCUCUUCAUUUUGUAACUGUACAUUGUAGAUCCAUUAAUAUUUUUAUCAUAUACGCAUUGUGUAUAAAAAUGUAUGGUUCAGAUUGUGUGUGGGAAAUGAACAGACUUGUCAAUAAAUCAUAUCAUUCAACUUCUCAAAUAGAAAAAAAAUAUGCAUACGACACUUUGGAUCUCUGGGUAACCUUAGAUUUCACAGAUAACAGAUUUAAUAGACAAAAAAAC